CCGUAUUUUCCACCUCACAAUAUUCACCCAUUAAACAGGAAGUUUCAAAUUGACCGUUGUUAAACGAGCGACCAGCGACAUGAGCAGCAAAAGUACGUAUUUCUACGAGCUUACCUGCAAAACCCCGGAUGAGAUCGAAGGCACGCUUCAGAACAAACCGGAACUGCUGCAGGACAAGGACGAGAACGAACGCUUCCUGCUGCACUGGGCCGCCCUCGGUGGCCGGGAACCGCUGGUUCAGUACAUCCUGGCCCACCACCCGACCCAACUGAAUGCGGAAGACGACACGAAAGCCACCCCACUCAUCCUGGCCACGCUUGGUGGCCACCAACCGAUCGUGCAGCUGCUAGUAGCACGUGGUGCCACCCUAAACCAUCGCAACUGGCGUGGCCACUCCGCACUGCAGUACGCUUGCUCGAAAGGCUACCACGACAUCGCACGCCUGCUGCUCGAAAUGGGUGCCAACGUGAACGUGCUGGACGAGCUGAACGAAACACCCCUACACCGGGCAACGGCUCGUGGAUUGGAGCAAAUUAUGGGACUACUGCUGGCGCACGGUGCCAAUCCAAACAUCGCGAACCGUGAGGGCAACACACCGUUACAUCUGGCCUGCGAAGAGGACCGCCGAGGUUGUGCCGUGCUGCUGUUAAAAGGAGGCGCCUACCGACACGCGCAAAAUCGCUACGAAAAAACGCCACUCGAUUUGGCGUCCCGUUCGCUGCAGGACGUGAUUGCCAGCGAGAUCGACACGAGACACGCAGGUUAAUAGUGACGGUGACGUACGCUG
Messenger RNA from Anopheles nili, 787 nucleotides. Its product is annotated as 26S proteasome non-ATPase regulatory subunit 10-like. The coding region runs from base 80 to 766 and encodes 228 amino acids. Gene Ontology annotation, cellular component: cytoplasm; nucleus. The record is from RefSeq and is a predicted model, not a curated record. NCBI's taxonomy places the organism in Eukaryota, Metazoa, Arthropoda, Insecta, Diptera, Culicidae. The transcript has 2 exons. Gene Ontology annotation, molecular function: protein binding.